Molecule: messenger RNA, 2336 nt
Organism: Coccinella septempunctata (seven-spotted ladybird)
Lineage: Eukaryota; Metazoa; Arthropoda; Insecta; Coleoptera; Coccinellidae
Exons: 2
Coding region: 216-2336 (706 amino acids)
Source: RefSeq, a predicted model, not a curated record
GAAUGAUCCUCAUUUCCAAAGAACUCCGCAGAAUUUUUUCCAAGUAAAGAAGGGAUUAGUUGAUGUUAAAACAAUAGUCAUGUCGGUUGUCGUAUCAAUCUUGUCCAUCUUGUGGCGGUCUUCAUCCACAACAUGCAAACCCCGACUAAUAUGUAAUAGUGGCAUUCAAACUGCGCCCAUUUCCAGUAAAAAACUCACAGGGAAAUCUUCGAAGGAUGUUCUUGAAAGAAAUAAUUUGUUGCCAUCUCCUCUUAGUCGAGGCUCAUCUCAUUCAGACUGAGCCAGAAAGGAAAACGAACAUUUCGAUGUUUAUCAGGCCCACAACGACAUCAGGAUUAGAAUGUUUGAAAACAUUGGCUAAUGAGACCUUUAGAUUGAAUAAGGAGAGGUCUCUGAUCACUCUGACGACAUCUGCGAUAGAUAAAGAAACUCGUGAUCUGGAAAAUUCGGUCAUCAGAUAUUUCAACGAAAAAGGCAUUGCAUCUCUGGAACUUCUCGGGGAGCCACCUCACAUCGAAUUCGAAUCCUCAACAAUCUGCUUCAAGGAGUCGAACGAAAGUGAUGUAGAGACCUGCAGAAAAAACUUUGUCGUCAAAGAGUCCACAGAAUUCUACGUGAUAAUCGCCCAAGACUUCAGCGAUCUCCAGAAGAGUUUGUACAGCGCCUACAACUCGUCUUCUUUCAAUCCACUGGCUGAAUUCUUGCUUUAUUGGCGCCACAUUGAAGACGUUUCCAUAUCUGACUUGGUCCCCAUACUGUGGAAGUACCAGAUGCUGAAGGUGGUGCUCGCCGAACACGAUCUGAGAAACGAUUCCGUCACAGUUCACGUCCUUCAGCUGAAGCUGUUCGGUCCUGGGAUGUGCCUAGAGAAGAGCAGAUUUUUCUCAGCUGGACCAUGCAACAAGAGCCUCUUACGUUCUUCUAGGUUACGAGCCUUAUUGAGAAGCCGGAUGCCAAGGAUCUUCAAGAAUUGCACCAUCGAAACCAUCGCCAUGCAGUACGAACCUUUCGUGAUCAGUGAAGAUGAAGGUAUAGAGAUAAAACUGUUGAAACAUAUGGAAAAAUACAACAACGUUACGUUCGACAUAAAUCUCACCACAGAGGCCAAGGAUUGGGGGGAUAAGGUUAAUGGGUCUUGGGAAGGUAACUUGGGGGAGAUAAUCAACACCCUGAAGGUUGGCAUAGGAAAUGUGGGACCUGAAGCCGACCGACUGGAAGAUUUCGACUUUACCUACAGUUACAAGUCCCCAGUUCUCAUCUGGGUGGUACCAAUCGCUGAAAACGUUAAGAAAUGGAGGGUUUUGACCAUAAUUUUCACCCCGCAGCUUUGGGCAGUUGUCUUCGCGGUCUUCUUCGGCACAACUGGUCUUUUCUUCAGCCUAUCCAGGUUUUUUAGAGAUGAUAGUUUCCUCCGAAGCCUAUCUGGUAGCUUCUUAGCUUCCCUACAGAUCCUCAUCAGUUCCUCAGUUAACCGUACACCCAGUACCAACAUAGUCCGUUUGGUCUUCGCUUCAGGUCUUCUCUUCGCGCUCAUUGUCACCUGCGUUUACUCCAGCUACCUCAUAAACGUUCUCACGAACGUCGUGAGGGAGCACCAGAUCCAAAACGAAAGGGAAAUUUUAGAUUCAGGCUUGGUCAUCGGAGGUUUGGAGGAGUACCUUGAAAGAUUUCAAAGAUCGGAUAAUAACGAUUGUCUUGACGAAAUCUGCAAGAGAUACCAGUAUUUUCGAGACGAAAACGACACUGCUAUGUUUUGGCUCAAAAAGGUUCAGGAUCGAGAGGCUUGUACUCCUUUAACAAAGCUAUUCGUGCAGUACUACAUGGUGAAGAGAUUCGAAAGUUACGAAAACGAAGUCGAGUCUAUCUAUGAGAGGAAAAAACGGGUUAAGCUGUUUAUAAUACAGAAACCCAUCAACUUUUACUCUUUAGCUAUUGUUAUGAACAAGGGAAAUCCUUUCAAGAAGAGUUUCGAUAAGUUCAUAAAGAAAUAUGUGGAGGCUGGAUUGAUGUACACCCUUUCAGUAGAAUAUGAGGAUAAGUUCGAAAGGCUUAAGCAGAUAGUGAGCAACACCGACGAAGGGCCUGAAAGACUAGGUAUCUAUCAUGUGCAAGGACCUUUUGCAGUCUUAGGUAUCGGGGAUGGAAUAGCCAUCUUGAUCUUCCUCAUCGAAAAACUGUGGAAUUUCGAAUUUAGUUCUGUUCAUCGAAAAAUAUCUCCUGAUUCCAGGAUUAUUCGCAGAGAUAUAAGAAAUAAAAGCCUCUUUUACGAUAGAAAAUACGGAAAUAUGUAUGGAAAAAAUUAUACGAAGAAUCAGAAAUAUUUGAAAAAUUCAUAG